AUGGCCUCACACCAGAUCCUCUCAACACUCCAUCUAGACAGCGUCCCAACAUGGCGUCUUGCCCUUGUGGGCUUUGUGGCCUUGCCCAUCCUCUUUGCCCUCGGAUUCUAUCUCUGGGUCACGCCCAAUUCCCUCAAAGAUUCACGACGCAAACACCUCCCGCCGGGUCCGCCUGGUCUGCCGUUUCUGGGCAAUUACUUUGAACUGUCCAAUGCCGAAACGUUUCGGUUCCAGGCCAUGAAAUGGGCCAAACAAUACGGCGAUGUCUUUUACACCCGAAUGGGCGGCUCAGACUACAUCUACCUGUCUUCUCCUACCGCGGUCAAGGAACUCAUGGACAAGAAAUCGGGCAUCUACUCUUCUCGGCCGCCGGCGCCCCUGGCCAGCGACGUGGCCUCGGCUGGGCGUCGCCAACUCUUCAUGGCCUACGGCCCACGGUAUCGAGUGGUCCGCAAGAUCGCGCACGCCCUUCUCAACAUCAAUGUCUCGACGAGUUACCAGCCCAUCCAAGAUCUGGAAUCGAAACAACUCAUGUACGACCUGGUCCACGACCCGGAGCACUUUUACGACCACAACCGACGCUACUCAAACAGCGUCAUCAUGACCGUCGCGUAUGGACACCGGCAAAAGGACUUUGACGGUGCCCUGACCAAGAAAAUCUACUCUGUCGUCAACAAUCUCCAACUCUUCUCGACACCCGGUGCCUUCUUGGUCGACACGUUCCCGUCCCUUCGAUACUUCCCGCAGUGGAUGUUCGGCAACUGGCGCAAGUUUGGCGAGAAGUGUUUCAAGCACGACUCGGCCGUGUACCUGGGCCUGUGGGGGGAUUUAAAGAAGGAAGUCGACGAGGGCAAGGCCAACCCUUGCUUCGCAAAGGACUUUUACCUCAGUGACCCGAAGAAGGUGGGACUCGACGAACUCCAGGCCGCGUACCAGACCGGCGGUCUCGUCGAGGCCGGUUCUGAAACGACGUCGGCAUAUUUGAACUCGUUUAUCCUCAACAUGACCGGCAACCAGCGCGUGAUGAGGAAGGCCCAAGAGGAGAUUGACCGGGUCGUGGGCUCGGACAGACUGCCUGACUGGGCGGACGAACCCAACUUGCCUUAUCUCCGCGCCAUCAUCAAGGAAUUGUUGCGCAUGCGCCCGCCCAACAAGUUUGGCAUUCAGCACUACACCACGGCCGACGAUUGGUAUAAUGGAUUCUUCAUCCCCAAGGACACGGUGGUCGUCUUGAAUUGGUGGGCGAUCAACUACGACCCAGACCUAUGGGACAAGCCUGAAGAAUUCAUGCCCGAACGGUUCUUGGGCUACGAACUCCCGGCCGCAGCUUACCUGAACAUCGCAAACCCGAACGAACGUGACCACUGGUCCUACGGGGCCGGGAGACGGGUCUGUCCCGGGGUCCACGUCGCCGAGAAGUCUCUGUUCCUCAACAUCGCCCGGGUGCUGUGGGCGUUCAACAUCUCCAAGAAGGUCGGGAAGGACGGGAAGGUCAUUGAACCCAAUUCGGACAUGGUGCCGGGCUGGAUGACGAUCCCUAAACCUUUUGAAUGUGAGAUUACGCCAAGGUCGGAGAAGAAGGCCGCUCUGAUUGAUCAGAUCUGGUUGGCCAAGAAGGCGGAACUUGGGGAGUAG
Exophiala spinifera is the source of this 1635-nucleotide messenger RNA. RefSeq lists its product as uncharacterized. Gene Ontology annotation, molecular function: iron ion binding; heme binding; oxidoreductase activity, acting on paired donors, with incorporation or reduction of molecular oxygen. The transcript is spliced from 2 exons. The coding region runs from base 1 to 1635 and encodes 544 amino acids. NCBI's taxonomy places the organism in Eukaryota, Fungi, Ascomycota, Eurotiomycetes, Chaetothyriales, Herpotrichiellaceae. The record is from RefSeq and is a predicted model, not a curated record.